Habropoda laboriosa is the source of this 1800-nucleotide messenger RNA. Its product is annotated as piggyBac transposable element-derived protein 3-like. NCBI's taxonomy places the organism in Eukaryota, Metazoa, Arthropoda, Insecta, Hymenoptera, Apidae. The transcript has 4 exons. Gene Ontology annotation, molecular function: sequence-specific DNA binding. The coding region runs from base 1 to 1800 and encodes 599 amino acids. The record is from RefSeq and is a predicted model, not a curated record.
AUGGGUACUAGGAAGUUUUUCACGCUUGCUGAAUUAGAAGACGCUGUAAAUGACCCUAAUUUCUUUGAAAGUGACGAUGAUGGUGCUACUGUUGAUAUUGUUGAACUUCCUCCUGAUAAGGUCGAUAUUGUUUCGGAUAUCGAAGACACUGAUGAGAAUACAUUAGAAGAUAGCUGUCCCAAAGAUGUUCCCGGCAGACUAGAAGUUCAUUCGAGUGCUCUGAAUAUAGCUUCUACAAGCACAGACCCAAAUAACAACAAUAUAACUAGAACUCAGUCAUUAGAAGUAAAGGCACCUGUUGAGGUUUUUGAAACUGUAUUUGAUGAAGAAAUAAUGACUUAUAUAGUCAGACAAAGUGUCACAUACGCCGCUCAAAAUAACAGACAUAGUUUUACUUUUUCAACAGACUGUUUGAGAAAAUUUAUAGGAUUUUUAUUGCUUACUGGAUACCAUUCAUUAGCACAGGAGCAAAUGUAUUGGUGUGAAGAUGAAGACUUAUGCAUUGAAGUUCUCGUCACUAAUAAGACAGCAGAUCCGGAUUUCAAAAUGAGUCCACUAAUAAAGUUAAUGAAUCAACGAUAUCUCAAAUUUGGUGUUUUUUCAAAAAAUAUAAGUAUUGACGAGCAAAUGGUUCGGUACUACGGUCAUCGUUAUUUCAAGCAGUUCAUUGGGGGAAAGCCAAUUCGAUUUGGAUUCAAACAAUGGACAAUGUGCUGUGCAGAAACGGGAUACUGUUAUCACACUGAGUUGUAUACAGGGAAAAGAAAUGAAGACUGCGAAUUAAAAGGUCUGGGUGAAUCUGUUAUAAUGAAGAACACAGAGCUUCUCGAAAAUCCUUCAAAUCAUGUAUUUUACUUUGAUAACUUUUUUACUAGUUUUCAACUAAUGAAAACGUUAAAGGAGAAAAACAUAUUAGCUACAGGAACAGUUCGAUCAAAUCGUCUAAACAAGUGUCCUAUAAAAUCGGACUAUGAAUUCAAGAACGAACUUCGCGGCAGUUUAGUUUACAGAUUUGAUAUGAAUAAUGAAAUAUUUUGUGUAGUGUGGAAAGACAACAAAUGUGUGAAAGUCUUGUCAAAUCAUCAAGGUAUACAACCGUUAAACAAUGUAACUAGAUGGUCCAAGUCUGAGAAAAAACAAAUCAAAAUAGAUCAACCCUAUUGCAUAAGUAACUAUAAUAAGUUUAUGGGAGGUAUUGACAAACUGGACUGGAAUGUUAACAAAUACAGGAUAAAAAUUCGUGGAAAAAAGUGGUAUUUUCCUAUUUUUACAAGCAUAAUCGACACAACAGUUGUAAACGCCUACGUACUGUAUUGCCAUGCUAACAAAGUCAUGCCAUUAUUGGAAUUUCGACGAAAUAUCGCCCGAGCAUAUUUGCAGCGAGCGUCUCCUUCUAAUCCUAAAAAUCGUGGUAGACCUUCUCUACAAAAGCAAGCUUCAAAACGUGUUCCCGAAAGCGUAAGGACGGACCCAAUAGGGCAUUACUUAGAAAGAACUCUUGAAGGAAAACAAAGAAAAUGCGCAGUGUGCAAAACAAUGUGGGGAAAAUGUCAUUCUACUUAUUCAGACAAUGGUACGAAUUUCGUAGGAGCAAGGAACGAGCUAAAUCAGCUUGGUGCCUUGUUAAGGGAUAAAGACCACAAUGAUAAGGUUCGAACAUACUUAGCACAAGAACAGAUAGAAUGGCAUUUGAUCCCACCACACGCACCACACUUCAGAGGACUUUGGGAGAGUGCAGUGAAGUCCGUAAAAACACACCUAAAAAGGGUCACUGGUGAACAAUGCUUGACGUUUGAUUAA